Prosopis cineraria is the source of this 3406-nucleotide messenger RNA. RefSeq names its product protein SUPPRESSOR OF MAX2 1-like. NCBI's taxonomy places the organism in Eukaryota, Viridiplantae, Streptophyta, Magnoliopsida, Fabales, Fabaceae. Bases 345 to 3287 code for a protein of 980 amino acids. The record is from RefSeq and is a predicted model, not a curated record. The transcript has 3 exons.
ACCGUCACAGAACACACCACGCGCCCCUUCAGCGCGUUCCGUUUGACGACCACUCUUCUGCUUCCCCCAGCCGCGCUCCCUGUCUCUUCCUCCUCCUCCUUCUACAUAUUCUCUGUAAUCUUCCAAAAAUUCUCACCUUUUUACUUUCACACUCCGACGUCUUCUGUGCCGAUUCUCUACUAGACUACUACUACCUUUCUCUGUAACACGCCUUCACCCUGAAUUUCUUGAGAGUAAACUGCUCAACAAGCCCGGCCUUCACACUAUAUGCUACUGAUAACAUUCACUCUUGAAUCAGACCAGGAUUUCAUUUGUGUGUUUUGAUCGGAAUUUCAUUCCUGGAAAUGAGAGCUGGGCUGAGCACAAUCCUCCAAACUCUAACGCCAGAAGCAGUGACUGUUCUCAACCAUUCCAUAGCCCAAGCGGGUCGUCGCAACCACACCCAAACGACGCCGCUUCAUGUCGCCGCCACGCUUCUGGCCUCGCCCUCUGGGUUCCUCCGGCAAGCAUGUGUGAAGUCGCACCCCCAUUCGUCUCACCCUCUCCAGUGCAGAGCCCUCGAGCUCUGUUUCAGUGUUGCUCUGGACCGAUUGCAAACUUCGCACGACAUGACUCCCGGGACGGACCCUCCCAUUUCCAAUGCUUUAAUGGCUACCCUCAAGCGUGCUCAGGCUCAUCAGCGUCGUGGCUGUCCGGAGCAGCAGCAGCAACCCCUCUUAGCCGUGAAAGUUGAGCUCGAACAGCUCAUCAUAUCCAUACUCGAUGACCCGAGUGUUAGCAGAGUUAUGAGGGAAGCUAGUUUUUCCAGUCCCGCCGUGAAAGCCAUGGUGGAGAAGUCGUUGAAUUUCUCUUCUUCCUCUUCCCACAUCACUUCGAAUUCAAUUGGGCUAGGAAUCCGGCCAAGGACGGCGGCACCUAGUCCGAAUUUCUAUAUGAAUCCCAGGCUGCAAUCGGGACAGCAAAAGGUUGACGAAGCAAAAAGAAUUACUGAUAUAUUGUUGAGGAGAAAGAGGAGGAACCCAAUCUUGGUGGGUGAAUCUGAGACAAAUUCAGUGAUGAGAGAACUGUUGAGAAAAAUUGAGAAUAACGAGAUGCAAGAGAUGCCUUUCAACAAAGCUCGCGCGAUUUUCUUAGAGAAAGAGCUACCUUCUGAUAAAGCACAAAUACCAGCAAGGCUGAUGGAGCUGGGAGAUUUAAUCAAUUCUGGUUCUGGAGGUGUUUUCUUGAACUUAGGUGACUUGAAAUGGCUGGUCGAUCAGCCUGUGGGUAUUGGAGCAGCUAGUUCGAGUAGUAACAUGAAGCAACAAGCCCUUACAGAGACUGGGCGAGCCAUAGUUGCAGAAAUGACAAAACUUGUUGCCACGUUCAGAGAUACAUGUCGUCUUUGGUUAAUAGGUACUGCGACAUGUGAGACGUACCUGAGGUGUCAGGUUUAUCACCCUUCCAUGGAGAAUGAUUGGGAUCUUCAAGCAGUCCCAAUUGCAGAUAGAGCACCUCUGCCUCAAACGUUUCCAAGGCUUGGGACAAAUGGCAUUCUUGGUGUGUCCCUUGAAUCUUUAAAGGGCUUACCUAGUACGACAAUGGAGCCGAGGUAUGAGAAGGCAGAUUCCGCUCCAAGAACAAUGUGCUGCCCACAAUGUACACAGAGCUAUGAGAGAGAAGUAGCAGAUGUGUUGAAAGACACUGAGAAAAAUGAUUCCUUCAUUACAUCAGAAGCAAUUCGAUCAUCCCUUCCACAGUGGUUGCAAAAUGCUAGAACUGGCAAUGAAAUGAAGGUUCAGAUCAUGAUGCAGCGUGACAGCCAAAAAGUGAGGAUGACGAAGACUCAAGAAUUGCAAAAGAAAUGGCGCGAAACAUGCCUGCAUUUGCAUCCUAAAUGUCAUCAGGAAAAUCUCAGCUUAGAGAGAAACGCUUCAACUCCUCACUCAUCUAUGAGCCUUUACAAUCAAAACUUGUUGGGACGUCAAUCUCAACCCAGUAAAAUCUCAGUUAGCCCACCGGGAAGUCCAGUGACAACCGAGCUGGCACUUGGGACAGCGAACUCAAGCAAUUCAACUCACGUUAAGGCCUUUCUGGGCUGCAUUUCUUCAGAAUCUCAAACUCACAGCAACAAAUCGUUGGAUCACGGCUCUUUUAAGAAGCUCCUUAAAGCCUUGACAGAGAAGGUAUGGUGGCAGAAAGAUUCAGCAUCAGCAAUAGCAACAACUGUGACACAAUGUAAAAUGGGGAAUGGAAAACGUCGAGGAGGAGUGAUCAAGGGUGAUAAGUGGCUCUUGUUCUUGGGUUCCGAUAGAGCAAGCAAGAAGAAGAUGGCAGAAGCUCUUUCUGAGAUUGUAUCUGGAUCCAGUCCGAUCACAUUUUCGCUCGGUGCACGGCAUGGCAACCGGAAAACCGACGUCCAUGAUGUUCGUGGUAAAACAGCUUUGGAUCGAAUAGCAGAAGCCAUAAGGAGGAAUCCAUUUUCUGUGAUCAUCUUGGAGGACAUCCACGAAGCAGAUUUACUCAUUCGUGGCAGUAUAAAACGAGCCAUGGAGCAAGGUCGGUUUUGUGAUUCCCAUGGCAGAGAAAUCAGUCUCGGUAACAUCAUGUUUAUCCUUAUAGCAAAUGACACUUCAAUCAAUGAACAAAACUUAGCCAAUUUAACAAGAAGGAGCUGGCAAUUACGACUUUCUAUAACAAAGAGAACAACCAAGCGUCGACCAGAUUGGUUAUGCAAUAUUGAAGAGAGGUUCACAAAGCCUCGAAAAGAAAAUGCAUCAGGUUUAACCUUUGAUCUAAACGAAGCUGUAGAAUCAGACGAAGACAAGACAGAUAGCUCAAUGAAUUCCAGUGACCUCACGGUGGAUCAUGAAGAAGACAACCAUCUCACUCACAACGUCCAAUCACCCACUAGCUCUACUCCAUUAUUUCUACCCCAAGAACUGUUGGAUGGCGUAGAUGAUUGCAUCGUCUUCAAGCCCAUUGAUGCCGGCGCCAUUCGCCACAGUUUCAUGGCCGCGGUCGAGAGAAGAUUUUCCGACGUGAUUGAGAAUGAUAUAUGCAUUGAAGUACAAGAGGAGGCUCUUCGAAAGAUUGCUAGCGGAGUGAGACUAAGCCAAACAAGCUUGGAUGAAUGGAUAGAGAAGGUGCUUGUUCCGAGCUUCAAGCAAUUGAAGGGAAUCUUGGACAAAAGUAAUGACGUUGAAUCCCUAGCCGUUAGGCUUGAAGAUGACUUGGACGGAGAUUAUGGUGGCCAGAGUUAUGGAGAUUUGCUGCCUCCUUGGGUAAGGGUGGUGGGGGAGACCUAGGGGAGGGACACAGUGGUAAUUAUAAAAUGUUAGUUGGGAUAUAGAAGUAAACGAAUGCAAAAAACGAUUGUAGUGCAAUGACUUUUCUUUCAUAUAGGAGAAUAAUUAAUUUUUUAAUA